Colletotrichum godetiae is the source of this 670-nucleotide messenger RNA. RefSeq lists its product as uncharacterized. Lineage: Eukaryota; Fungi; Ascomycota; Sordariomycetes; Glomerellales; Glomerellaceae. The transcript has a single exon. The record is from RefSeq and is a predicted model, not a curated record. The coding region runs from base 17 to 475 and encodes 152 amino acids.
CUCCGAUCCUGUUUUGAUGGCCCGACUCGUCCAUCAAGUUGUGGCGCUUGAGAAGGUCAUGCUGAAGUUGAUACAGAGUUACACAAAGGCGCAAGAUCUUUUCGAGGUCUUAGCUAAGAACAAGCUCUCGAGUCAGAGCUUAGACAGGCUGAGGGCCGCAAGCAACCGGUCUCGUGUGUUACUCACCACCGCUCAUCGUUCCGUUAUGAGCGCUUGUUGCGUCAGGAAUUUCCACGGCUGGGCAUGGAAGCAUCUAGGAAAGCGCCCGUUGCUGCCUGUCACGGAUAGGACUUGUCAUGGUAGUCGGGUUACGAUCUAUCGCGCCGUGGUGGGAGGAUGGAUUGCACAGAAGUUCAAAUUGGGAUCCCAGACGAUUCGCAGAUGUUUGCAACGUGUGGCCUUUAGUACGACCGCCCGAGAGACCCGGCCAUUGCUAGAUGCCAAAUUGCCUCGAUACGCCGGUGCGGCCGUAUGAAAGUGGCUGAUGGUGCCUUCCCGGUCAAACCUAGGGUCGACUGAGUUUCCAUCAUGCAAUAAUACGAAAGAGUUAGCGUAUUUAGCCACCAGAGGCCUGAUCUCUGGGGAGGCAGGAGCGAGACUAGGCCAUACGAUCUUAGGGUCUUCCUUUCUCAGCCGAGACCUCGUACACAGAGGAGUGCACAUAAACGAC